Chelonus insularis is the source of this 7963-nucleotide messenger RNA. It is a transcript of the gene scrib, whose product is annotated as scribble. Gene Ontology annotation, molecular function: protein binding. Gene Ontology annotation, biological process: neurotransmitter receptor transport postsynaptic membrane to endosome; neurotransmitter receptor transport, endosome to postsynaptic membrane; establishment or maintenance of epithelial cell apical/basal polarity. The record is from RefSeq and is a predicted model, not a curated record. The transcript has 31 exons. NCBI's taxonomy places the organism in Eukaryota, Metazoa, Arthropoda, Insecta, Hymenoptera, Braconidae. Gene Ontology annotation, cellular component: adherens junction; postsynaptic membrane; basolateral plasma membrane. The coding region runs from base 212 to 6478 and encodes 2088 amino acids.
GACGUCAGAUAUAGUGAGACAGAAGCGAGCGCGUUUGAAGCCAAGCAGGGCGUGAAAGUGUGUGUCGUGCCGCCCGUAAUUUUGUUAUCCUUAAAAUUGGACAAGGACCACGUAUAAAUAUGUUAAAAUAGUAGUUUGAUAUUGGGUGCGUGAUAUUUAGUGUGACAAUUAUGCUUGGUGCUGAGAACGGUGUGAUACUUGUGUGAAUACCAUGUUUCGCUGCAUUCCAAUCUUUAAAGGGUGUAACAGGCAGGUGGAAUACGUUGACAAGCGUCACUGCUCGCUGCCGAGCGUCCCUGAUGAUAUUCUAAGGUACUCAAGAAGCUUGGAGGAACUUUUGCUGGACGCCAAUCACAUCAGGGAUCUACCUAAGAACUUUUUUCGACUUCAAAGAUUACGGAAACUUGGACUCAGUGAUAAUGAAAUACAUCGAUUGCCACCAGACAUCCAGAAUUUUGAAAAUCUUGUGGAGUUGGAUGUUUCAAGAAAUGAUAUACCUGAUAUUCCUGAAAACAUCAAAAAUUUACGAGCUCUUCAGGUGGCAGAUUUUAGCAGCAAUCCAAUACCAAGACUUCCAGCGGGUUUCGUAAAGCUACGGAAUCUCACAACACUUGGCCUCAAUGACAUGUCCCUUACCAAUUUACCACCCGACUUUGGAAGUUUGGAAGCUUUAAAAUCACUAGAAUUGAGGGAAAAUCUUCUUAAAUCCUUGCCUGAAUCUCUCUCGCAGUUGACGAAACUCGAAAGAUUAGACUUAGGAGAUAAUGAAAUUGAAGAAUUGCCUCCUCAUAUAGGAAAAUUACCAGCUCUCCAAGAAUUAUGGCUCGAUCAUAAUCAGCUGCAACACUUGCCGCCUGAAAUUGGUCUAUUGACGACACUUGCCUGCCUUGAUGUCUCAGAAAAUCGUCUAGAAGAUUUACCUGAAGAAAUUGGUGGCCUUGAGUCUCUCACAGAUUUACAUCUAUCACAGAAUGUAAUCGAAAAACUCCCUGAUGGUUUAGGAGAACUUAAAAAAUUGACUAUUCUAAAAGUUGACCAAAACAGAUUGUCUGUUUUAAAUCCAAACAUUGGUAAAUGUGAAAAUUUACAGGAGCUAAUACUUACUGAAAAUUUUCUGUUUGAACUGCCAGUCUCCAUUGGGAAUCUUUUUAAUUUGAAUAAUUUAAACGUUGACCGCAAUAGUUUGCAAUAUUUACCCACGGAAAUAGGGAAUUUAAAAAAUUUAGGAGUAUUGUCGUUGAGAGAAAAUAAACUUCAGUAUCUUCCUUCAGAAGUUGGACAAUGUUCGGCACUUCAUGUAUUGGAUGUUUCAGGAAACCGAUUACAGUACUUGCCGUAUUCGUUAUUGAAUCUUAAUCUGAAAGCUGUAUGGUUGAGUGAAAAUCAAGCACAACCAAUGUUAACUUUCCAAACAGAUAUUGAUGAAGAUACUGGCCAGGAAGUACUCACUUGUUUCUUAUUACCGCAAUUAGAAGAUCACACUUCUAGUUUACAUGAUGGAGGACGUAUAGGAGGAAUAGUAGUAGGAAUGAGAAAUGUACUCUCAGGCAAUGAAAUGAGAGAAUUAGGCAGUAGUGAUGAUGAAAAUUGGCAGGAAAAAGAAGCAUCAAGGACACACUCGGUAAAAUUCACUGAUGAUGGACCAGAAGCUGACAAGGAGACUCCAUUCGUAAGACAAAAUACGCCUCAUCCAAAGGAAUUGAAGGCCAAGGCACAUAAAUUAUUUAGUAAAGGAAAGAAUGAUAGCAGAUCAGGAUCUACUGAAGAACAGGAUGUUUCCCAAACAUUUGGACUUGAUAAAAGUGAACCAGACAUGUCUCAAGAUAAUGAAGAACCCAAGGAAGCUAAGACACAGCCAGAAACCAUUGGUGAUGAAUGCUUACAAAAUGAAAUCAAAGUUGCAGAGUCUGAAAUUUUACAUAAUAAUUCUGCUGCACCUGCAAAUGAUGACAGAGAAUUACAUGCGAAUUUCCAGCUUACUUUAGAUCCAUCAACUAUGACGGAUGCUGUUGAGAUCGAGGGUUCGGUGUCAGAAUCGAGGGGUAAAAAUGAGGAUGAAAUGGAGGGUGAAGACAUGCAGAGACAUGUCGAGUUUACAAUCUCGGAAGACACGGAUUGUGAGGGUGGGGUUGAAAAGGGAAAACCCAACCGUCUGCAUCGACGUGAUACCCCUCAUCAUCUCAAAAACAAGCGAAUACAUGCAUCAAUUGACAAGGAUAAAGUUGCUUCCAUCAUCGCACAGACGCUUAUGAAGAAAAAUGAAGAAACAUCUGUGUCAACCAGUCUUCCAACGGAAUCAGUAGAUAAUUAUGAUAUGCAUAGUCAAGGAGCUACAUCGGACGCAGAGCCAUCGCUGGAAGUGCGAGAAGAACAGUAUGAAAUUCAUAUAGAGAGAACAACAGGCGGACUUGGUUUGUCGAUAGCAGGUGGAAUUGGAUCGACACCAUUUAAAGGAGACGACGAGGGAAUUUUCAUUUCUAGAGUUACUGAAGGUGGUCCGGCCGAUUUAGCUGGUUUAAAAGUCGGCGACAAAGUCGUUUCAGUAAACGGCGUUUCGGUUGUCAACGUUGAUCAUUAUGACGCAGUUGAAGUAUUGAAAGCCUGUGGUCGAGUUCUUGUGCUGGUAAUUCUUAGAGAAGUUACGAGAAUAGUACCACCAUCAGAUCAGCUGUCGACAAGGAAAGACUCUGAGUGUUCAAGUUUAAGUACAAGUCGUGCUCCAAGUGCUACAUCUUAUGUUUCAUCUACUGCGUAUUCGCAUAAUCUUGAAAAUGGUGAUACUCUGUCUCGUGACUAUGUUAAGACAAAGAAAAUUCCUGAAGCAUUACCACCGAUGAACAAUGAAGAGCCAUUAGUGCCGGUACUUGUCCAUACAACCUUAAUUCGGGAUCAAAAUGGACUUGGGUUCAGUAUUGCUGGUGGGAAAGGAUCACUGCCGUUUAAAGACAAUACCGAUGCUAUAUUUAUCUCAAGAAUAACGGAUGGUGGUGUAGCACAGAAAGAUGGUAAAUUACUAGUUGGUGAUCGAGUAGUAUCGAUCAACGGGGUUGAAAUGACUGGAGCAAAACACGAACAAGCUGUAGCAAUGUUAACAGGUCUGGAAAGGUUCGUUCGACUGGUAGUCGAGCGCGAGAUACCUCUUUCCCAGGCAAGCUCACUGAUGCAAGUAACACCCUCGGAGAAAUCUCCGCGAUUGAUUGGUGGACCUCGACCAUACACGGGACUUUAUAACGCUAAUAGUUACAUAGCGAAUCGACCGGGCUAUCCAAGCUACCGUCGCUCUAUGGACGCCGACAAGACACUCUCUCCAAGUCCAACAUCAAGAACACCGCCGCCUCCACCGCCUGCUCCAUUACCUCUUAAAGUUGAGCCUGUGAACGGUGUCGCUAAAAUGAAUGGAGUAACUGAAGGGUCUGCUUCUAAAGCAACUAGUCCAGGAACAAUAAAUCAACAUCCACAACCGGCACCAAGACAAAGUAUACCUCUACAACAACAGCCACAACAACAGGAACAUCGACAAGAACAGAGUCACAGUGUUGGACCGACAACACCAAGCCACGUUGAAUCUACGAGACCGACAUCACCACAGGAAGACAUACAGGUACCGAAGCCAAUCACCAACGAGGAAUUUCAGGCCAUGAUUCCCGCUCACUUCCUCCGACCUCCGACUUCCUCGCCCUCGCCAGACUCCCAGCAGGGCCCUAUCGUGACUGUAACAAUCAAGCAGCCUGACAAUCUACCGGGAGAUGUGAAAUUCCCUCCAGCACCUACCACUCUCGGUAAAGUUACUGAGACCAUCACUAAGAGCACACUCACCGAGACGGUUGUUACACGAGUCACCGACAACCAUCUGGUGCAGCCAGUAAUCAUUGAGGAUGUCGUAUUGAUGAAAGAAGGAUCUCUUGGCUUCAGUAUCAUUGGUGGAACUGAUCAUUCCUGUAUUCCAUUUGGAGCUAAAGAACCCGGAAUUUUUAUAUCUCACGUUGUACCUGGUGGUAUUGCCGCAAAUUCUGGGAAACUCAGAAUGGGUGACAGGAUAUUGAAAGUAAAUGGAACUGAUGUCACUAAAGCCACUCAUCAGGAAGCUGUUAUGGAGUUAUUAAGGCCCGGUGAAUCAAUUGUGUUGACUGUUCAGCAUGAUCCACUGCCAGAAAACUAUCAGGAACUUGUGAUAGUCAAAGAACCUGGUGAAAAAUUAGGAAUGCAUAUAAAAGGUGGACUUCGAGGACAACGAGGAAAUCCACUUGAUCAUACAGAUGAAGGAGUUUUUAUUUCUAAAAUAAACUCUGGUGGUGCUGCAAAACGUGAUGGUAGAUUAAAAGUUGGCAUGAGAUUGUUAGAAGUUAAUGGAACCUCAUUGCUUGGUGCAACCCAUCAAGAAGCCGUAAAUAUACUCCGAAGUUCAGGCAAUAAAAUAACUUUAGUUGUGUGCAAAGGUUAUGAUAAAAAUGAAGUAGAACACUUGUUUAGUUUAUCGAGUGGAGGAAGAGAUUCUAAAGAAUCGAAACGAUCUCAAGAUAACAAAGAAUCUCCCACAGAGGGAAUGAAGUCUUUGUCUCAUAGUGUAUCAAGUCUUGACCGAGACGAUGAAGAGGCUGCUACACUUCGACAAGAACAAGAAAUGAAAGAAGAACUUGUAGCCUGGGAACAAGAGGAACGUGAAAGGGCAUUGAUUGAACACCGAGAGAAAUCGACUCCUGAAAAAGUAAUGGAUGUAGUAAGAGCAGCUGAAUCAUUAGUAAAUAAAUCAAAUAGUCCAGUUGAUACUCCUAUACCACCUAAAUCACCUGGGGGAAAUAAAGACCUUAAAACCACUACAAUUGUUAUGAGCAAACAUACAUUGGCACCGCAAAACCCUACUGCGUUACAGUCGAAAAAUAAAGAAGAAGACGGAACGUCUGUGGAUGAUCCUCCUUCAUCAGUUGAAUCACUUCCUAUCUCAUGUAUUAAAUCACAAUCCUAUACAACUACUACGAAUCUCGAUCAUGGUUUAUCCUUUACAUUACCUGCACAAAAAACUAAAAAUAUUCCCAAACGUAAUAUAACUUUUGCUACUCUUCCUACUCCUUAUAAAUCAACACAAUGCAUUGCAACUCCUAUCGUCAACUCAAUGGCGUCUGAUCUUAAAAAUCGACCAGUUUCUAUGCACGAAAUUUCUAAUUACUAUCCAGCAACAGACUUUUACAAAAAAAAUAUAUGUGGUGAUACGGGGAAAAAAAAAUCGUCGCGUUUUUGCCUUCCUCCGACACCACUGACUGGCAGUACUGAGUUACUGAAGAAUUCUGUUACUUCCAACUCAUAUAAUCAAAGACAGAUUGCACGUUCUGUCAGUGGAAAAAACUUGGUUGAGUCAUCACCUUCACCUUCGCCGACACCUGUUACGCCAGUACCACCUCCAUUAACUCCUGGUAAAAUGUCUGUAAGUGACAGGAAGAGAUUGUUUGAACAUGCUGUUGAGGAGCAUCUUAAACCAUCUCCAAAGCCUGAAAAAGUGUUCAGUUUCCUCAGUCAAGAUGAGGUAGAAAAAAUGAAACAAGAAGAAGAAAGGAAAAUAGCAACACUUACACGAGAUGAAUUAAAGUCAUGGGCACAAAUUGAUGAAAUGGAGGGUAUGGAAGAAUCAGAAGAUGCAUUAGAAGAUCAUGAUAAUAGACCUACUAGCAGAUUGAGUACGCGAAGUACAUUACCUUCUAUGCAGGGUAUACCAAGUAUUGUAAGGACUGCAAAAGCGGAACGUCGAUUGAAGGAAAAAAUGUUGCAAGAGGGUUUAAUAUCUGAUGAUGAUGAAGAAAGUCAUUUAAGCCCAGCAGAACAACGUGCAUUACGAGCAGAAAAACGUGCUGCAUGGAGACAAGCUAGACUAAAGUCUCUAGAACAAGAUGCACUUCAAGCUCAAAUGGUAAUUAAAAAAAUGAGCGAAAUGAUGGAUACAACAAAACCAGAUUCGCCAAUUGCUGAAUCAAUUAUUGAACCGGAUAAGAAAGGCGAGUUCGCUACAUUACGGCCGUCUAGCGCGGAUUUUCCAAAACUUGCAGUCCGCAGCAAGGUGGGUCCGCCUAAAGCUGUCCGCGAAUCUGAAAAAAUAGUGGAUGAAAAGGUAACACGUCGUACUGAAGAAUAUGUGGACGAAGUGACUGGUGAACGUCGCGUCCGAACGGUCGAAUACGUCGAGAAGCUCAUUGAGCGGGAGGUUGAAACUCUACGAGAAAAAAUCAUAUCUUUGGAGUUGAGUAAUGCUGAAGAAGAUGUAGACAACGUCAAAGUAAAUGUUGGUGGUGGCGAAACUGAACCAGAAAGCGAAAGUGAAGAUUUAACUGGGCAAGAAUUAUCAACUUUUAUUGGAGUAGAAAGUUCAGAUUCUUUAAUAUGCACGAGCCCUACUACGGACACUCCAAACGCUGGGAAGACUGGAACAAAUACUUCGAGUAUUUCAUCCAAGAAAAAAAAGAAAAAACGUUCAAAGAAAGGACGAAAUUAAGUGAUUCUUGGUGCGCAAAUUGUAUAAUAUAUACAUCAGUAGGUCAUGAAUCAAGUCACGAAUCAUAAAAUUUCAUAUAUUAACAUAAAAUACUGAAAAAUUUUUAUUAUUUAUCAAACAAAAAAAAAAGAAUUAUGACAACAUUAUUUGGAUUUAUUUGGAUUUUAAAAAUGAAAACAAGAGAAAAUGAGGAAUUUUUUCCUGAGCACUAGAUUUCAUUGAUUCAUUGAUAAUGAAAUUUUUUCAUUUCUAUGAAUCCCAGUGUGAAUGAAUAAAUUGACAUUGAUAUCAUUUUAUCGAAUACAAGCAUGAUUUUUCUGUUUAAAGACUUAAAUAUUUAAAAUUAUUGAUUAAGUUAUUUUUCGAAAGAAUUUUUGAGAUUCCGGCCAUUAGAUAUUUAUUUAUCCUGCACGCUCUUUUGUUUAGGAUAGAUUUUCCAACUAACAGUGACUAGAUAAAUUAAUUAUUAUUUGACAGUUGCUAUAUAUAGACACAUUCCUGUAUUACACUAGAAAUAGUAUCAUGCUAUAAAAUAUCACUAAAAAGUUGUUAAAAAUAUAAAAUGCUUUGAUCUUGCCCAGUCUAUCACAGUCGAAUGGAAAGGUAAUCAGUAUUUAUGAAGUGUUUUUGGGCGAUGAUAUUCUGAUAUGAUCAUUGUAAUUUAUUAAUUUUUUUAUUUAAGACAACUAAAAGUGAAAUUAAAUUGAAGUCAUAAAAAAUAGCAGUCGUUCAGUUAGUAAGAAUAUUUUAUUUAUUUAAAUAUAAUUUUAAAUAGAUAGUUCAAGAAUCAUCAAAUCAAUACAGGUAAUAAGGGAAAGAUACAUUAUUGAUAAUAGGUAUUUUUCUUAUUAUAUAGAAUAAUGAGGGACAUGAGAAGGUCUGGUAUUUCAAGUAUUCUUCAAAGUAUCACUUUGUGCUGUUGCUGUACGAUGGGUGCAAACAAUUUAUUGAUGUAGUUUAUAUUAUUAUUUCUGUAUUAGCAACAUAUAUUAUGAAUUUUGUUAAUAAUAAGAUAGUGUCAAAUUCAAAGAAAAUAAAAAAAAAAUAUUUAUAUAUAUAUAUUUGGUAUUAAGAAUAAACGUUACUUGUAAUAUAAGUGACAUGGCCUUAUAGUAAUAGUAUUAUGUUUGUAAUGAAUGUUUAUGUCAAUAUUUUCAUAUGGAUGACACAUGUUGUUGAUAUGCAUAGGCUAGAGUUUAAUUUUGUAAAAUGAAUUAUACAAAUUAACACUUGAGAGUUGAAAAAUCUAUCCAUUUUUCAGAAUUCAUAGCAGGGACCAAAAAUUUCAAGUUGAAUUAUCGUUUCUGUUUUAGAAUUGAUUUUUAUUUUUUGAUACAUUUACAAACUGAUGGCAUUUUAUUGUCAUUUAUUCUUAAUUUAAAAAUAAAAUUGCUGAUUAAAUUGAAAAUAAAAAAAUAUAGUUGUCAAUGUCAAUUAAACAUUCACGGUGCCAAUAAUUAAUAAAUUUAACUUGAAACCAAAAAA